Molecule: messenger RNA, 5908 nt
Organism: Neoarius graeffei (lesser salmon catfish)
Lineage: Eukaryota; Metazoa; Chordata; Actinopteri; Siluriformes; Ariidae
Gene: znf654
Product: zinc finger protein 654
Exons: 9
Coding region: 54-4850 (1598 amino acids)
Biological process (GO): regulation of transcription by RNA polymerase II
Cellular component (GO): nucleus
Molecular function (GO): DNA binding; DNA-binding transcription factor activity, RNA polymerase II-specific
Source: RefSeq, a predicted model, not a curated record
UUGAGGCGAAUGGUAGCGGCUGUGUGUUGUACGCGCUGGGUUAGACAAGCAGUAUGGCGGAAGAGGAGAGUGAAUUGGAGUUGGACAGGUUUAAAAAAGAACUGGAGAGUUUGUUAAACGACGAGUGUGGACGGCAAAGCAAGUUAUAUUGCACGAGAUUUUGUGAGCUGGUGGAGGAAUACACGGGCCGAUGGCAGGUGCCCCUUCCACAGCUGCAGGUCCUCAGGAGCGCCCUGUGUGCGUUUGUCCGUGGCGCAGCGUCAUUCCCAUCUGAUUGUGAGCACGUGCGCUACACUCUGAGUAGUCUGGCUCUGAGUGUCUUCGAGCUGCUGCUGUUCUUCGGGAGGGACGAGUUCCCCGAGGACCCUCUGAAAGACAUACUGGACUCGUUUCAGGAAUGCCAGUCAAGUCUCGUGAGGUACCAGAACGUGUACCUGCUACAGGUGAGACACAUUAUCAGAGAUGGAGGGCCUUGGGCGAGUCCUGUCCUGGAGGGGAUCCUCAAGGAAGUGGAGCAACGACAAGAAGAAGUGAACCGGUAUCUCGGCGCCGAGGUGUCCAUGUUCUUCGAGUUGCGUGUACGUUACCUGCUGGCCUGCGAGCGCACCCGCGAGGCCAUGGCGUUAGCCUUGAAGUGCAGUCAGCAUCCGACCGCAGGCCGACGCCUGUUCUUCAAGCAGGCCUACCUCGCCUGUCUCUGGAAGUGCUCUCAGCUAGACCGCCUCUUCACGGAGAUGUCAGAGAUUGACGGGAAGGACGCAGUGGAGAUCCUCUGCAUUGCAGAGAACGAGGAAAAGGACGAUUUGCUCCUGGAGCUCAGCAGAGGAUUCCUCUUGCAGCAGCUCCGAAGUGGCGACAUGUACUACCUUUGGGAUCUGGUCUUCAUAUGGUGUAAACUGUACUUCAGAGGAGCGAAUGCCACGGAAAAACACUUCCUGCAAGAAUGCAAACUGUUGCUCAUGUCCGCCACCAACGUCAAAGCAAUCUUUCCAUUUAUGAAGGUGAUCUUGACUGAGCAUUUAGGGAAAGAAGGCCUCACCUUUUGCAUUGAGCUCUGUGCUCAGGCUCUUCAGACCGACCUCAAGAACGAUCCCGUCAUCAAGUCUCUCAUCUACAAAACCAUCGCAUACCUGUUCCCCAACGACCUGGAGAUCUGCAGAGCCUGUGCGCUGCUCGUGUUCUUCCUGGAGCGAACAGUCGAGGCCUACAAGACCGUGUUCUUCCUGUACAACCACCCGGACCUGGAGUACCACCUGGACACCAGUCCCAUCGGGAACAACGUGCGCUUCGAGGUGAUUCAGAUUCUCAAAAAGGGCCUGUUUUUCGACCCUGAAUUCUGGAGCCUUCUGAACAUCAAAACGAACUGCCUGAAGCUCAUGAGCGACGACGUCGCCAGAGCCGCCCGUGAAAUUAUGGAAGAGGACAAAUGGGUGCCUGGUUACUGCGUUCGAGAGCAUUGCAAGUGCCGCGCGGAGCUGGAACGGACUGUUAUUACACAAGAGGCAAAGCCUGGGAGUAGAGACGAGCAGGAAUCUGGGACGGUGGAGAACCCGCGCACAAGUCCUUCCGGUGAUGCGUCUUCUGAAGUUCCUCAGUAUAAGAAGAGAGGGAGGAAACCAGGGACACGGCUCACAAAGAAUCUGGAGCUGUUUCCGGUCCGGCGUUCAUUCAGGCAGCUGGAUUUGGCACAAAAUCAUGCCAGGCAGCUGAACAACAGGUGUCAGAGGUUCCUCACUCGGCAGGCGGACAAGAAUAUUCUGAAACAGCGAGGCAGGAAACCCCGGUGGCUCCUGGAGCAGUUGGCUUCCUUGGGAGAAAACAGCGCUCCCGGGCAACGGAAGAAACCAGGGAGGAAACCAAAGCUGUUCAGCUCGUUGAAGGACAUUUUAGUCGACACGCCAGUUAUUGAAAUCACAAUGGAGUAUUCCUACCCUGAUAACGAAGUUGAGCUGCCUGCUGACGUUCAGGGCCGGUCUACAUCCAGAUCGACGACUUCUUCCACAGAACAUCGCUUCGAUCGACCUCAAACAGCGCCUUGUAGUAAAACUCCAAACUCGCUCCUUCAGAUGCUAUUAGAGAAGUCUCCUCAUUCGUGGGCAGACAAAGAUGACUUUCAGUCACAGGAAGUUAUGGUCAUGAUUAGAAAAUUCCACACCUACACAAAAGUGCCUGAAGAGGAGGAAAGCCCUACGCUCGUUCCCCUGACAGAUACUGUCGUGUUAGCAGCGCAGCAUGCCGCGAAACAGGAAGAGGAUCUUCACACUCUCGCGCCUGUAAAGAGUCCUAAUGAACCAGACGAAGGGAUUCAAGUGACCUCAGCGACUGCUGCUGUAACACAGGAAGUCAGUGGUGGAUCUGACCCAUCAUCACUUUCACCUCUUGAGCAGCAUGUAGUCCCGGCUGACAGCAAAGUCGGUCCUCCCAAAGAUCAAACCACUAGCGUCGAGACUGACAAGAUUCAAGUGCUGGAAGACACCCAGGAAGUUUCUGGUCUUGCUCAUAAACCUGACAGUGCUACUGAAUAUAUUUGUACUACGUCUGAAAAAGGAACUGACAUUAUCUCUACCUCUGGAAGUCCACUUAAUGCUACACCUGGACUUGCGCCCCAAAGUAAAGUUUCCACCCUCAAAGAAAUCCUGGAAAAUCCACCCGAAGUCAAAGAAGCGGUAGACGCGUCUAAAAACGCAUCCGAAGCCGAAAUCGUUCUCAAGACUCCUGCUGCACUCGAAGAAGCGAAACCUCAAGAAACGGCGUCGCAGCAGACCCCCGAACCCGAGCCGACUCAGAACACCGCCUCGUCGCCCGUAUCCAGCGCUCCGACUCCCGUGCAGCCCAAACGCCAAUGCAAGCUUUGCAAUAAAACCUACGAGACGCCUCUGAGUCAUGCCUUAUGGCAUUACCGGACUGAAAAGAGGUGCAUGUUUUGCGACAAGCUAGCUAUGACUCGUGGAGCCUUACAGCAUUUCCAAAAGCACAUCAAAAACGAUUUAAGUCAGGUCGAAGGUCCGGUUGAGACGAAGAAGUCCGAGGGUGUACCUGAAGCGACCGGGAGCCCCGAUCAGACCGCUCAAGAGUCACCGCCGAAGAAAGCGAAGCCCGGAUUUGCACAGAUCAAGUCAAGGCUGCUGAUGAGACUGAAACUGACGAGGAAAGCCCAACCUCAGCGUGAGACGGAGAAAAGCUCCGAUAACAGCGGAACGCUCUUGAAGGAGACCGAGACGGCGGACACGAAGAAGCCCGUCUCAGAACCGGAGCAAAAAGAGAGCAGCGUGAAGAACGAGAAGCAGACCGCUCCACAAGAGACGAUAAGGUACCUAACAAGAGGUUCGGUUAAGAAGUCCGAGCACAAGGUACGGCUGCGUAGGACGGAGCGAGGCAGGAAAGCGAAGGCAGCCCCCAGAGACGGUUUUGUUCCCAGGGUGAACGGGGUAGUUAGAAGGAAACUAAGGAUGUGGUGCCUUCAGGAAGAGAGCUGUCCUGCGACUGAUAAAAACGUACCACCAGUAAAAGAAGAGAACAAGACUGAUGCAGAGAAGACGAAUAGAAGUAAUAAAGCUAGUUACGCUAUCAGGACCAAAUCGGACAAAGCAACCAGCAAUAAUAUCGACGGGGAAAGUAAAAACUGCGCAAAAGCAAAGGCGCUCGAGGAACCGAGAGUAAAAAGGAAAAAGCACGACGAGGACGAAGAGAAAGUUGACGUCAAAGCGACGAAGAAACGAAAGAACGAAGACGGUACUUCGAACGCGAAGUCCACGGACACGGCGGAAGAGACGAACUCCGUUCCAAAGCAGCAAAACGGGACGGAGGCGGAAUCCAGCGAGACCUCAAAGACCGUAAGGAAGAGGAAAGUCAGUAGCACUCCUGUAGUCAGCUGUCCUAUAGACAUGUGCACGUUCCAAGCCAUGCCCGGUCCGGUCCUCUCGCACGUCCUUAUACACCACGCGGGCGACACGAAAGCCCUCGAGUUCUUUUACAACUUCGCCGCGAAAAAGUGUUUAUUCUGCGCCAGAAGGAUUUGGACUCCUCAGCACUUUUUCGACCAUGUCGUUUCUCACCGGGGAAACCUCAAACACCCGUGCUACCACACGGCCUGCCAGAAGAGGUUCAAAACGCGGAUGGAUGUCGGCGAUCACAUGGAGAAGGAUCAUAAUCCUCUGAGAGCGCAGUGCUGCUUCCCUGGAUGCACGGUGGAAUCCGGCAGCCUCAAGGACCUGUACAACCAUGAAAAGAGUCAUUACAAAGCAGCGACGCUGAAAAAGGACAAAUCGGAAAGUUUUGAGAAAGCCGUGGACAAACCCAGCCUCAGAGCAUCAAGAGGGAAGAGUACUCCAACGGCAGCACAACAGGCAGACGAAAGAGUGACGCCUGAGACGACGACGACGACGACGACUACUCCACCAAGUGAAAUUAAGGAACAGAAGACGGACCCGGAUCCUGUAAACCAAGAAGACGAAACGCCUUUGACUUUAAAUAGAAGUACAGUGAACUACAGCAGCAAGAGCUCCCAGCUCGUCAACGGCCACACCGAGCACGCACAAGAAACUGGUGUUAAAGCGCCCCCUACAGCUCCAAAAGAGCAGGAGCCGAAGUACGAGAAAGUUAUAGUCAAACCUUUCGGCCGACUUCCUCCUUCAGCUUACCUGGACGAGCUGUACCUCAGCAUGCCCAAAAAGUGGAGGGGGCCCCAAGUGAGCACCAAAGGCUCCGAUGCAGAUGAAGUCAGCCCUGUCAAGAAACAGAGCUGCUCGCGCUGUAACGCAGCCUUCGAGUGUGAAGAAGAGCUCCAGCUGCACCGGGAAAAAUGCACGUCUCUCUUCGGCUUCGAUUCGGACGAUGAAAAUGCCUCCUGAAAAGUAGUGGUGGAAGAUGUGGAGUCCAUGUGACCUGUUGAACGCUGCUGUGAAGAACAUUCAAAAAAUGUGGACUGAACAUGUCGUUUUAAUAAAAUGGGGGGGAAGAAAGGUGGGAAAUGGAGCUUGUUUGACCAUCUGGACACCUCGCUGAAUCAGUUUCUUAACUCUGAGGAGCGGAAUGAUGGCUCAGCGACAGAAGUUCUUCUGCGAUGAUGAUGAUCCCAGUUUUAUUGGUCAGAGAUGAUGUCCUGUAUCACUGACACCGUUUUGGAUUUGCGGUGUGUGAUUUGGGUAACAAACUUGCUACCAUGCAAAUUGUGCUUAAAAUUUGCUUCAGUAUUUGAUCUGAUAAGAAAAACUAUAACUAAGGUGAAUGCCUGAGGUCAUGAGGAUUGUGCAUCAACCUCAACCGUGAUUUGACUUUUGCUUCAUGAAGUGCAAGGUAUAGAUGUAAUUGCAAUGGCAAUGGAAUCUGGAAUAUUUCCACAACAUUUGGAAAAACAUCUGUUUUUUUUUUUUUGUGAACUUGUGCAUCAUAGGAUCGAUUUUUAUUAACACUUAAUCUAUCAAAUCUGGCCGUCUUGCGUUCCUUGUACUCUAAUGAGCAAACUUGUUGCUCAUCAGUGAUUUAUCUAAGGAUUUGGCUAGCGUAUAUCGAUGGCACGGAGAACACAAAGCAGUGUUUUGCUGAACUAUUUUAAAUGACGUAGAACUGAAAAAAAAAAAAGAAAGACAUUAAUCUGUUUUUAAAAACAAUUUGAAAAGAGCUCUCUGGCUGUCGUGCAACCUCUGAUGACAUUAAUGUACAUAUGUUUCGAAAGCUCUUCUCUUGACACUCGACAAAUAAUUGAGAAGAAUUAAAUGUCUCUCAGCCGAGGCAUGUCCGAGCUGUUCUUCAUGAGAGCAGUGAUUUACUUACUAAUUUAUUCAUAUUUUUUUCUUUUUGUAUUUUAUGUAAAUGUUUGAAAAGUUUGAACGGUAUAUAAUUGGGAUGGGUUAAUAUAAGGGGUUUAUAUAUCAAGAGUUUUUCUGGCCUAUUAAAAAAAAAAAAAAAA